Messenger RNA from Grosmannia clavigera kw1407, 1521 nucleotides. RefSeq lists its product as uncharacterized. Lineage: Eukaryota; Fungi; Ascomycota; Sordariomycetes; Ophiostomatales; Ophiostomataceae. The coding region runs from base 1 to 1521 and encodes 506 amino acids. The transcript has a single exon. The record is from RefSeq and is a predicted model, not a curated record.
AUGCUCGACGAAAACCUCCCGACCUUUCUCUUCCGGCCCAUGCCGGAUACUCCCAGCAGCGCCGUCGUCUACUUCACCCGCAGCGGCUCUGACCCGACGCCCGAAUACGUCCUCCGUCUGGCCGAUCCCAUCUCCAAACCGGCUUGCCGUGGCCUCUAUGCCGCCGCUCUCACCGACCCCUACAACUGCGGCGACGUCGUCUACGGCGAGGUCGCCGUCAGCCCUCAGUGGCAGCAGCCCGUGCUGUCGGCCGCCGAGCUGCGCGAUCUGCGUGGCCGCCAGGGCAGCGACCCGACGACGACGUCCGCCACCACCUCCUUCUCCACAGCUGCAGCCCCUAUCGCCAAGGUGCCUGACUCCUUCUCCGUCCAGCUGUACAACCCCGAUCAGGCGGUCGUCUUUCGCUGGAACCCUGGCGGCUGGAACAAGACCGACUCGUGGGAGUUUGACGUGCCCAUCCAGAGCUUCCGUCUGCCCAGUGCCAGCCGCCUCGACCGCGAGCCUGCUAGCAGCAGCACCGCGCCGUCUUCCUCUACCGCAUCCUCGACGCCCGGUCCGGCCUCCACAGCCGCUGCCCUCGUGCCGCGCUCCACCUUUCGCUGGAAGCGCGAUGGCCGUCUCGGCAACAAGGACAUGACUUGCUACCUCGUCGGAAAGACUAAUGCCGCCUAUCAUCGCGGUAACAAGGAGCCUGACAUCACCAUUGCCCUCUUCAAGCACGGCCGCGACCGUGCCCUGACCAUCUACGAGCCCAACCUGCACCGCGUCGACGUUCAGGACCGCAAAGGCCUCGAGCUGCUCCUCCUGCUCGGCGCUGAGGUCAUUCGCGACCUCUACCUCGUCCCCCGCUCCGACCCCUUCAACCUCGAGGGUGCUGCUGCUGCUGCUGCUGCUUCUACUGCUGCUGUUGUCCGCCGUCAGGACUCGCGAGACCCGGCUCCACCACCCGGACGGGCAUCCACGAUUCCUGCCUCUUCUUCUGCCGCUGCCACGGCUGCCGCUACACCCUCUGCCGCCGCCAUCGACGCCGAGACAAAACGCCUGCAGGCCCUGCUGGAGCGCGAGGAGCGUGAGAGAGACCGCCGUCUUCGCGAGGAGGAAAAGCGCAUCAAAAUGAUGCUCGAGGCCGAGGAGAAGGAGCAGCGACAGCGUGAGGCCGAAAUCGCCAAGGAGACCGAACGGCUGCGCAAGAUGUACGGCGUCGAGGGUCAGGAUCUGCCGUCAGACCGUCGCCCAGAUGCCGUCCCAAGCCCAGACGCCUCUCUUCCCCCUCCACCGCCUCCACCUCCGCCAACUGCCGGCCAUUUGGCCUCCCAGCAACAGUCCGGACCCCAUCUGCCAUCACGUCCCGUCAGCGCAGGCUCACGCCCGACUGCCCCAGACACACAUACAUCCCCGGGUGGUUGCAGUCGCACUGGCAACGGCGUCAGCGGCUUCCUCUCAGCCCAUCGCAACCGUCUCGCGGCACAGCUAGAGGACGGCCGAAGUCGGAUUCACAAGAAGCGGAGCGUACAGUUUUAG